UCCCCCUCCGCUGGCCGGCGGAGCGCGCCAGAAGAUUGCGUGUCAAGCACCCCUCCCCCCUGAUAUCUGCCUGCUUCUCCCCCCUCCUCUACCCCUUGCCCUUCACCAUGCUCGGUCGCACGCUGCCUAUGGCCCGCUUUGCCUCUGCGCGCGCCGCCGCCGGCCGCGCGGUUGCCCUGCGCGCUUCGGCCAUUCACUCGCCCGCGGCCCUGGCCGCGGAUGCUGACCGUCGCCAGAACCACACCGCUCAGGCCGCCCCGCUGGUGGCCAGCCGCUUCCCCCUGGCGCGCGCCUUCUCCACCGAGGCCACCCCGGCGGCUGAGACCGCCAAGCCGGCGUCCACCGUUCGCCGGCAGUUCCAGGCCGAGACCGCCAAGCUGCUGGACAUCGUGGCCAACUCGCUGUACUCCGAGAAGGAGGUUUUCGUUCGGGAGAUCAUCUCCAACGCGUCGGAUGCGCUGGAGAAGCUCCGCCACAUGCAGCUGACUGAUGCCUCGCUCGGCGGCGAGGGUCCCCUGUCCAUCGCCAUCACCACCGACGAGGAGGCCAACACCAUUACCUUCACCGACAACGGUAUCGGCAUGACCGAGGAGGAGAUGAUCAACAACCUCGGCACCAUCGCCCGGUCCGGCUCCAAGGCCUUCAUCGAGGACCUCAAGAAGACCGGCGGCUCGGCCAACGCGAGCGACUCCAUCAUCGGCCAGUUUGGCGUGGGGUUCUACUCGACCUUCAUGGUCGGCAACCAGGUGGAGGUGAUCUCCCGGUCUGUGACCGACCCGAAUGGCAAGGGCUAUGGCUGGAUUUCCAGCGGUACCGGCGAGUACGAAAUGUAUGAUGCCCCCGAUGCCCAGCCUGGCACCAAGAUCAUCAUCCACCUGAAGGACUCCUGCCGGGAGUUCUCUCGGCCCAAGCGCAUUUCCGAUGUCAUCGACAAGUACAGCUCCUUCAUCUCCUUCCCGAUCAUGCUGAACAACGCGCAGAUCAACAACCUGAAGCCCCUGUGGAUGCACAGCAAGGAGGAGAUCACCCCGGAGGCGCUGAAGAACUUCUACCGCUUCACGUCCGGCAUGUCGGACGACCCGAUCAUGUCGCUGCACUACUCGGCCGACGCGCCGCUCACCCUGCGCACGCUGCUCUUCGUGCCGUCGCACAAUGUCCAGCGCUUCCAGAAGCGCAUCGACCACACGGUGUCCCUGUACACGCGCAAGGUGCUGAUUCAGGCCAACUGCCGGCACCUGCUGCCGGAGUGGCUGCGCUUCGUCACCGGUGUCGUGGACUCGGAGGACAUCCCGCUGAACCUGUCGCGUGAGAUGCUGCAGGACAGCGCGCUGAUUGCCAAGAUUCGCCGGCACCUGACCGGGCGCAUCCUGCGCUGGUUCUCCGACGAGGCUCGCAACAACCCGGACUCGUACCUGGAGUUCUACGAGCAGUUCGGCAUCUUCCUGAAGGAGGGCGCUGCCACGGAUCGCGAGUUCACCGACCGCGUGAUGAAGCUCCUGCGCUUCAACUCGUCCUACUGCAUGGAGCGCUACCGCGAGCGGGCUGCCUCGUAUGAGCGCCGCCGGCAGAAGCACGAGGACGAGACGGGCAACAUGCUGCUGGAUGAGGAGUUCACCGCGGCCCCGGUGGCCUCGCUGGAUGAGUACAUCGCCCGCAUGAAGCCCGGCCAGAACAAGAUCUACUACCUGGUGACCCCGACGCGCCAGCUGGCCGAGCAGUCUGUCUACUAUGAGCCCUUCAAGCAGCACGGCCUGGAGGUGCUGUUCCUGCAUGAGGCGGUCGAUGAGUAUGUCAUGAACAACCUCCGGUCGUACGAGGGCAAGGAGUUCGUCAACAUCGAGUCGCCGGAUGUCGACAUCAAGGCCACCGUCUCGGAGGAGGAGGCCAAGGAGGCCGAGAAGAAUGUGCUUGACUCGGAUGCCGUGUGCUUCUGGUUCCUGCAGACCCUCGGCAACGAGCUGGUCCAGUCGGUCAAUGUGUCCAACCGCCUGGUGUCCUACCCGGCCAUGAUUGUUGGCUCGGAGUCCGGCGCCAUGCGCUCCAUGAUGCAGAUGCUGCACAACUCCAUGGGCGAGGACCUCCCCAUCCCGCCCCAGCGCCUGGAGAUCAACCCCAACCACCCGAUUGUGCGGAACAUCAUCAAGCUCCGCGACAGCGGCAACACGGCCAUCGCCCGCAUGGCCGCCCGGCAGAUGUUCGACAAUGCCCGCAUGGCUGCCGGCGUCAUCGACGACCCGCGCGCCAUCCUGCCCAACCUGAACCGCGUGCUGGAGUUCGCCAUCCUCGGUGCGGCCGACAGCAAGUCCAACGCCGACCGCCUGACCGCGCUGCUGGAGAAGACCGAGUUCGCGGACAACUACCGCGACCCGAACAACCAGUUCUCCGAGCUGGACAACAGCUACUCCGAGUGGGUCACCCAGACCUCCAACGAGUCGGUCAACAACGUGGAGAAGAAGGACAACUAAGGCCCGCCGCCCGGAGAUAAUACAGGCCCAGGUGUGAUGAGUGUCUGUGGCGUGUGUGCGUGCGUGCGUGCG
Molecule: messenger RNA, 2537 nt
Organism: Fonticula alba
Lineage: Eukaryota; Rotosphaerida; Fonticulaceae
Exons: 8
Coding region: 108-2465 (785 amino acids)
Biological process (GO): protein folding
Cellular component (GO): mitochondrial inner membrane
Molecular function (GO): protein kinase binding; ATP-dependent protein folding chaperone; ATP binding
Source: RefSeq, a predicted model, not a curated record